AUGUUACUUCUGUUCGCCCCCACCAUCCUAGCCACUUCGGUGUAUGCUGUCAACAAUGGUCUGGCUAGAACGCCUCAGAUGGGAUGGAACAACUGGAAUUCCCUGGGUUGUGAUGUCUCACAAUCGCUGUUGCUCGAGACGUCGAAAGUGUUGCUGGAUAGCGGCUUGAAGGACGUGGGCUAUCGGUAUGUCGUCCUUGACGACUGCUGGUCGGAUGGUCGCGACGCAGGUGGCUAUCUUCGACACGAUGCGAAAAAGUUCCCCGACGGCAUGAAAUGGAUCGCUGGUCAACUCCACGACAUGGGUCUCCUGUUUGGCAUGUAUUCGAGUGCUGGAGAGAUGACGUGUGCCAGAUACGAGGGCUCGCUGGACAAUGAGGAGAAAGAUGCAGAUAUCUGGGCGUCAUGGGAUGUCGACUACCUGAAAUACGACAAUUGUUACCAUCGUGGCCGAUUUGGCUAUCCUGAAAUUUCCUUCAACCGUUACAACAAGAUGGCGAAGGCUCUCAAUGCUACUGGUCGGCCAAUUCUUUAUUCGCUAUGUUCUUGGGGAGAGGACUAUGUGCACACUUGGGGUAUGUCCAUUGCCAAUUCCUGGCGAGUAUCCGGCGACAUCUACGACCACUUCAAUCGUCCAGAUGCUCUGUGUGCGUGCGAUGAUCCUCGAGAUCCGCACUGUGUCGCACCAGGCACUCACUGCUCGGUCAUGAAUAUCAUCAACAAAGUUGCACCCUACGUCGAUCGGGGCCAGUUUGGUGGCUGGAACGAUUUGGAUAUGCUGGAAGUCGGACAGGGUGGGAUGACGGAUGAAGAAUACAAAGCACACUUUUCGAUGUGGGCUGCUCUGAAAUCUCCGCUGCUGAUCGGCACCGACAUUCGCAAACUGUCGCCCGAAGCCUUGACCAUCCUGAAUAAUCCGGCCGUCAUUGCGGUCAGUCAAGACCCUCUCGGAAAAUCGGUCGCUCAAAUAUUCCAUGAUCGAGAGGUCAAGAAGGACAGGUACGGACAAGGCGAGAUUCAAAUCUGGAGUGGCCCUCUUUGGCUGCACGACCAAGUUGUCAUCUUCCUCAAUGCUGCUGACGAGGGUCUUGAAAUGACAACGACCCUCAACGAUAUCUUUCUGCACGAAGGGCCCGAAGGCUCGGCGCCGCAGACCAUGGAGGAAUACGACAUUUACGACCUGUGGGCCGACCGCAUGGAUGACUCUACAGCCAAACAGAUCCUCAAUGGGAAAGCCCAACACAAGAGCUCCUGGUAUAACGCGACUCAGACACCGUAUAAGGAGGGUUUGGCUAAGGCUGACUUGCGGCUCUUGGGCAAGCGUGUGGGUAGCAUUGGCCCAAAGCAUGACGUUCUGCGAGCUCAUGUUCCCCGACACGGCAUUCGCAUGUUCAGACUGCGGAACUUGAGCGGCGGCUCCCCCAGAUAUGCAACGACCAAGGACGAGCUGUGA
Fonsecaea erecta is the source of this 1452-nucleotide messenger RNA. RefSeq lists its product as hypothetical. Gene Ontology annotation, molecular function: alpha-galactosidase activity. The transcript has 2 exons. The record is from RefSeq and is a predicted model, not a curated record. Gene Ontology annotation, biological process: carbohydrate metabolic process. The coding region runs from base 1 to 1452 and encodes 483 amino acids. Lineage: Eukaryota; Fungi; Ascomycota; Eurotiomycetes; Chaetothyriales; Herpotrichiellaceae.